Vitrella brassicaformis is the source of this 1937-nucleotide messenger RNA. NCBI's taxonomy places the organism in Eukaryota, Vitrellaceae. The record is from the annotation of a GenBank genome assembly.
CCACGUGUGGCAGUCGUUGCGUUCUUCCAUUGCCAUCGGGAAUCGGCAUUCCUCGCUCGACUCAAGCAUCUGAGCGGGAAAUGUGAGAUUCUUGAAGGUAAUGGCAGUCCGACGAAGACGGCAAUGUGUGAGUGACAGUGGUUAUGGACGUCUGCGCAUCUUGAUGAGUAUGGCGAUGCGCUGUACGGACUUGAAAUGAUUGAAAUGACAACUGUGUCCUAGUGUCAGACACCACAAUCAAUCCCCACAGUCGGUCGUCACUGCAGAGUGCAUCUGCAUCGGCCGCCCCUGGGCAUCCAUCAUCAGUCAUCUUGUCCAAAAGUCGUGCACUGACCUAACGUAGCCAGUGCCAUGACAGAUCCGAUAAAUGUCGAUGGAAUGACAUGCAGCGAGUGAGUAGGCGAGCGUAAAGCAUUGGCUCAGCAAACCAGCUCACUCUGCGCGUGUCUUCCUCUCUCCCUCUCUCUCUCUCUCUCUCAGACACACACACACACACCCCACCACUACAUGCCUCUCUCCGCUUCCUUCUUGCCGUGUCUCGCAUGCUGCUGCUGUGAAUGACGACAGCCAGCUGACCCUUUUAAUUAUGGUCACCGCCAUUUUGGCCCAUACCACCGCGACCUGUCGUUUCUGAAGCCGGUAAUUGCAAAACCGCAAAAUCGGCCCGACACACACCACACACACACACAGGACAGACCACCACACUCACAUCGACACAUCAGCAGCGCAAAAGCAUCAAGCCCAAAAGUCAGCAGACAUAUACGGCACACCACAGACCAUACCCAGACCCACCAAGGAACCGCUCGGCCGACAGGUUCCCCCCUGUGGCUACCGAGACACUCAGUUAGCGCUCCAGGUCUUGGUCUUGGGGGGAAGGUCGUUGAGGAAGUCGAACCUCGGCCCGAUGUAGCAGGGAUCGUCCGCCGUGCCCCAGUUGCUGAUGUAGGGCGCGUGCACGUCUGAUAUGAAGAGUGCCCGCUGGCAAGGGUCCGUCUCAUCCUGUAUGCCGGUCUCGAUGGACGGACCAUGGCCACACUGGAUGUCGUUGAACCUGAUGCAUGCAUGCCGAUCGCACCACGGACAACACAGGCAACGUGUAAGCAAGGUGAUGAGAGGCCUUGCUUGCUUACACGGCUUCCACUUGGAAGUCCUCGCCCUGUAUGGCGGCGCGCUGUUCGCAGAGCUCCCGGAUGCUCCACUCCCCCGGACCAGCAAAACCCCCCCUGAGCAGAUACAUACAAGGCAAGCGAUACGGUUUCUCUGAGAUGCCGUCGCUUCUUCUACGCUUCCAUCCCACCAUCCACGGUGACCUACCGAAGGUUCAACUUGCCGACAUCGUGAUCGAAGGGCGUAGGAUGAUCCGUCGAGUAGCUGCAGAUGCCUGCAAUGAAUGCACGACAAAACAGGCCCCGCUGCUGGCUGCAAGUGAGGGAUUUGGUCUCUGGUGCAUGCCUACGUACAUCGGCCGUUGAUGACGACGCUGACACAAACACACCAUACACAGGGAGGGAGGGAGGGAGGGAGGAUUGCUGCACUUUGGUUGCGCCACGUGUCGAUCCUGUUCACCUGUCCACCAUGAGCCACAUGAAGUUGGUCACCACGCGCGGAUGUCGAUAGCGAUUCGGAUCUUCGCCCGUCAUGGCAGGGUCUUGCCACAGUGGUGGCAGCGACUUGAUGUACCUGUCAGACAUACGUUAACUCAUAGCGCAACGGCAGGCAGAGUCUGUCGGUCUCUCAUGAAACGAACUGCGUGAUGUACCUGUCCACCGCUGUCCUCCCGGGAUUUUGCCAGCCGGGAUCCUCCCAGGGAGGCGGGGCGACGACAGCCCAGUGGGGUGGUUGUGGAGCGCUCACCGUGGCCAGCACGAGAAAGAACACGGAUGUGGCAAAAGCGUGGACAGCCAUGCUCUCGCCGGAAGCCGCCAGAAAGAAAAGGC